AUGCCUAUAGCAAGGCAUAAGAACAAAGCAAAAUUGUUGAAAUUAGUUCGGCCCAUCAUUUCAGGUGAACAUCCGGAGGCGAUGCAAACCGGCUCAUCCGGCUGUCAGUUUAGUUGGCUAACAAUUUUCCUGCUCGUCGCUUUGGUGUUGUGCUAUCAGCAGCAAAAUUUGGCAAUGCAAGCAACAAGCGCAGUGGUGGGUGUAGCGAUCAGCACAAAGGCAACCGAAAUGGCAACAAAAUCGCCUGUAUUACCGGUAGCAGGAGCAGCACAAGCAGCACCAACAAAUAGUAGUGAAUUGAGGCAGAAUGACAUAAAAGCAACAACUGCGACAACAACCAAAACAACAACAAACUCACCAACAACCGAAGCCCAAACAGCAAUCGACAAUCUAUUGCUGCAUGGAAAACUAGCAAUAAAUAAUACAAUAGCACUAACAACAACGAUAUCCGCAGUGCCCAAUAAAACAAUGGCUGGCAAAGCCAUAACAACUACAACAAGCGCACAAAAAGCAACAGACGCAUAUGUGGCAUAUGAGCUAAGGCCAAUGCAAAACAUGCUGCCCGGAGGCACUCAGCGCAGUAAAUGCAUGACAGCAGCAACAACAACAACAACAACAACAUUAACAAACAUUUCCACAACCAUAGCAACAAGUUCGAGAGCGGCGAGCGCAAUAAGCCCAAUAAAAGCGGCGCUUGCGACUACUAUCAGCAGACACAGAAUUACAAAAACUACAACAAAAAAUUGUAGCAGCACAACGAAUAUGCCCACCAGUUCAACAAUUGCCAGCAGCCAUAAUCCAGCCAACAAUUCGCACUUCAAAGUCCAACUAACGCAAAGUAGUUACAGCCGAGGCAAUAUUAGCAGGCCGACUAGCACUAAGCGCAAAAUCAACUGCAAUGAAAUGAGCAGAAGCAGCAGCAGCAGCAACAACAAUAAAAACAUGAGCAACAGCAAACGCAACAACAACAAUAGCAGUAGUAGUAGUAGUAGCAGCACUGUGGGCGUACGCAUACUAACACCCGCUAAAGAUACCAACCGCUGCAAUGAAGCAGAAGUAGCAAACAGCAGCUGCCAGACAGCGUGUCACUACAAGCGCGUUGCAGCAGUCAGAUGAUGCGUCGUCGAAAAUAGGCAGUUGCAGUGGCAGUGGCAGCAAUG
Molecule: messenger RNA, 1160 nt
Organism: Rhagoletis pomonella (apple maggot)
Lineage: Eukaryota; Metazoa; Arthropoda; Insecta; Diptera; Tephritidae
Exons: 2
Coding region: 1-1116 (371 amino acids)
Source: RefSeq, a predicted model, not a curated record